This is a messenger RNA of Ophidiomyces ophidiicola, 1773 nucleotides long. RefSeq lists its product as uncharacterized. The coding region runs from base 1 to 1773 and encodes 590 amino acids. The transcript has a single exon. Lineage: Eukaryota; Fungi; Ascomycota; Eurotiomycetes; Onygenales; Onygenaceae. The record is from RefSeq and is a predicted model, not a curated record.
AUGCCGCUCACGCACCUCUAUCUACGGCGAAUACCACGCCUAACCCGCCCCUUACGACCUCCCAGCAACCAUGCCGUGCUUACGAAACCCCGCUACUUCACCAAAAACACGCAAUUGCUGCUCCUUUCCCCGUCUGCAAACCGCCCACAGCUACCAUUCCUUCAUUCGCCAACCGUACGACCCUCUCCCGCAUACGCCGGCCGUACUCAGAAUCCCCGUCUCCUCAGCACGGAGCGUCGCAAAACGAUUACAGAUGGGCUGAAAAUUGCUGUCACCGCUUACGUGGUCAUGGUGUUGCUGUACGUCAUGAAGCUGGGCCUGCAGCAGGAAACUAUUGAGCGAGAGUUUCCCACGCCACCAGAUUUUACGAUAUACAGUCGAUGGUUGCUACGGUCUGCAUGGGCUUUGCAGAAACCGGAGCAUAUAGGGAUGUCGCUGACACCCUGGCGCCGGGUGUGCGAGUUCUACGUGGAGCUACUGCAACGCAUGGAGGAUCCUGCACUUGAUGGUAAGGGGCUGAAGGAGCUGGCGGACGAAGGCUUGCUUAUAGAUGGCGUUGGCAAAACUGGGUAUAAUAUUGAAGGGAUGAGUGAGCCCUGGAAAAUGGCGUACUUCCAAGCUCUGAUGGGUGCGGCUGAAGCUGCUGAAAAGUUAGACGGAUGGAUGUACGAUGAAAAUUUGGAUAUUGCAGCACCGGCAGAAUACGUCGUUGGUCCAUCUAAUCCGAAUCCGAGACCGCAGCCUAUGAAGCAGAAGCAGGUUCUCAAAGAGGAGAAUUGUCGCCCUGCAUCUGAAAGCCCCGAGGUGUAUUAUAUGAAAAUUCUUACUACAGAAGGUUUUCAGACAAAUCAGAGACUUGAUGCCGCGCUUGCAUAUGCGGAUUGGCUGGAUUUUAAGGGCUUGAAGGAUACUGCGAACGAUAUGUACCAGUGGGCGAUGGAUAUCGCUACGUCUGGGCUUGCUGUGAACCCGGAGAAGGUCGUCGAUGUGAAAACCGGCGUCCUGGUAGACGAUGGAAAUAAGUUUGUCACGGAUAAUGUCCUACGCGUUACUACAGCUCUCGGUAUUCACAAAGUCUGUCAGGGUGACUUAGCUCCCGCUUUAUCUAUCUUCCUCUCUGUGCUGAGAGCACGCCGAAACCUCCCUGCGCAACCUGGCUCUGAGACUAAAUUUGACACCAAAAAGCCUAAAAAGAGUAACUCCGCAAUCGACGAAUGGCUUCAGACUAUUGCGUCUCUUCUCUCCCCGCCCCCCUAUCCUCUUCCCGUUCUUACUGGUAACGAAACCGCACUUCGAUCGGCUUCUUCGUCAUGUGACGAAGCUGGGCUGAUGCUAUAUAUUGGCGAAAUUAUCUUUGCCUCAUCCUCAUUGGAGACUGGGCUGGCGUGGACCCGUGACGCUGUCGACCUGGCAGAAAUGUCGCUUUUGCAGAUGGACGAGGUUAGUACUAAAGCUACUAGCCAUGCGAUGCAAUAUCACAGUGAUGAAGAAAGGUGCCACAACUGUUUACGAAGUGGCCUAGAGAAUUGGAAGACAAUGGUCAAACAACUUGUAACAAAAGCAGAGCAGGAGGAGCUGGACUUGAUGAGUAAUACGAAGACAUCUUGGUUUAGCAACAGUACAAAAAAGCUAAAGGAGAAAGAGAUGCAGAGGAGGAGAUGGGAGGCAGAGGAACUAAUUCUGCAGGAUCGCUCAAGGAGAGUGCAGAGGUUUAUUGGGGAUCCGCUGUUGGCUGGGUUGGCUCCAAAUACAACCAUGAUGCUAUUUGGAUGA